GGAAGAUAGGUUUACUAAUACAUUGUUGGUGGAGUUGUAGAUUAGUGCAACUAAUGGAAAACAAUUUGGGUGUAUAUCCAAGAAAUCACUAAAUUAUCCAGAGAUAUUAUCCUGGCCAUAUAUACUAAGAAGGUAAAAAACAAAGGAAAAGGUCCCAUGUAUAUAUAUAUAUGAAUAUUUUCAGCAGCAUCUUUUGUAGUAGCAAAGAACUUGCAAGGAAGAGAGAGCUCCCAGGGCCCAGCCUGGGGAGGGCAACUUUCUGGGGUGCAUGAGGGCUGUAGGGGAGCAAGUCCCCCAGGAAGAGACUUCUACUCUUCCAGGGCAAGGUCUGAGUUCUUUCUUUGUGCCCAAAGGCUGGGCCAUGGGGAAAGGAAACAGCAAACUGGCCCCGGAGGUGCUGGAGGAUCUUGUGCAGACCACGGAAUUCAGUGAGCAGGAGCUAAAACAGUGGUACAAGGGCUUUCUGAAGGACUGUCCCAGUGGCAUCCUCAACCUGGAGGAGUUUCAGCAACUGUAUGUCAAGUUUUUCCCAUACGGCGAUGCCUCUAAGUUUGCCCAGCAUGCCUUCCGCACCUUUGACAAGAAUGGAGAUGGGACCAUCGACUUCAGGGAGUUCAUCUGUGCCCUGUCGGUCACUUCUCGAGGCAGCUUCGAGCAGAAACUCAACUGGGCCUUUGAGAUGUAUGACCUGGACGGGGACGGACGCAUCACUCGCCUGGAGAUGCUGGAGAUCAUCGAGGCCAUCUACAAGAUGGUAGGAACAGUCAUCAUGAUGCGCAUGAACCAGGAUGGGCUGACCCCUCAGCAGCGUGUGGACAAGAUCUUCACCAAGAUGGAUCAGGAUAAAGAUGACCAGAUCACCCUGGAGGAGUUCAAGGAGGCCGCCAAGAGUGACCCAUCCAUUGUGCUCCUGCUGCAAUGUGACAUGCAGAAGUAG
Gracilinanus agilis (Agile Gracile Mouse Opossum) is the source of this 937-nucleotide messenger RNA. RefSeq names its product hippocalcin like 4 (gene HPCAL4). The transcript has 3 exons. Gene Ontology annotation, molecular function: calcium ion binding. The coding region runs from base 269 to 937 and encodes 222 amino acids. NCBI's taxonomy places the organism in Eukaryota, Metazoa, Chordata, Mammalia, Didelphimorphia, Didelphidae. The record is from RefSeq and is a predicted model, not a curated record.